AUGAACGUACUCGUUUAUUCCGGCCCCGGCACCACGACCGACUCGGUCAAACACUGCUUGGAGUCUCUCAGGCGCCAUCUCUCGCCACACUAUGCGGUAAUCAGCGUCACCUCUGCAAUCCUCACCAAGGAGCCCUGGGAGGCGAAGACCGCGUUAUUGGUGUUUCCUGGCGGGGCAGACCUCCCGUUCUGCCGUGAGUUCAACGGCGCGGGCACCAUGCGAAUCAAAAAGUAUGUGCGCCAGGGCGGGCUUUUCGCAGGUUUCUGUGCUGGUGGAUACUUCGGAUCGGCGCGCUGCGAGUUUGAGGUGGGUAACCUCCUGAUGGAAGUUAGUGGGCCUCGCGAGUUAGGCUUCUUCCCAGGAACCUGUCGCGGUGCUGCCUUCAAGGGCUUUGUCUACGCGUCGGAGAGCGGCGCCAGGGCCGCCGAGUUGGUCGUCAACCAGGCCGCGUUUCCUGAGGUGGUUGAGAACUGUGUGAACUAUUACAACGGUGGUGGUGUCUUUGUGGAUGCGGAUAAGUAUGAUUCGGUAGAUAUACUCGCUGAGUAUGCGGAGGAGUUGGACGUUGCGAGCUCGGAUGGCCCGGCGGCAAGAGCAUGCCAGGCAGCGGUGGUGCUCUGCAAAGUGGGCAGUGGGUUGGCGUUGUUGACCGGCUCCCACCCAGAGUUUAUUCCGGAGUUGAUGAAGGGUGAGUCGAGUGACGGUGGGGUGGACCUGGCUUGCCUGCGCGAGUCUGUGUGCCGAUUGGCGAGCAUUUCAACUCGCUUGGGCGAGUCGAAUUACUCUCUCUUCCUUAAUGCCUGCCUCCAAAAGCUCGGUCUUAAGGUAAACGACUCUGUCACCCCCAUUCCCCGUCUCACCCCCCUUUUUCUCACCUCUGCGAAGCCUGCUGUUUUGGUAAAAUUCCUUCAUGGAAUCCGCGAGGAAGUGGGCAUGGACGACGGAAUUGUGCUCGGCACCAACGACACCUUCCGUUUUCACUAUUCCGAGUCCUUCACCCAAAUUGCCAAACAAGAUGAAUACGAGGACCCCGACACCGCGAUUAAAGAGGUCCAGGUGUACAAAAACGCCCUUCCAGGCUACAAAUCCACGCCUUUCUUCAAUCUCGAAGCCUAUUACUCGCACUUGCUCCACCACUGGGAGAAAUUUGGCUCUGUUGGUGACUUUGGCUCGACGCUUAUGUACGGAGAAGUGCUUACUUCCACCAGUACGAUGCUCGACAAAAACUUUAACCUCUUGAAGCUCUUUCCAGAUGGGUUUACCAUCACGGGCACGACCCAGGUUUCAGGGCGUGGGAGAGGGGGAAACGUCUGGGUUAACCCUCCGGGGGUGUUGGCUAGUUCGGUUGUGGUUAGAAUUCCGUUGUCGGGGGCUAAGACGUCGCCGGUCGUGUUUAUUCAGUAUGUUUCGUCACUUGCAAUGGUGGAGGCGGUGCGGAACUACGCGGGCGACGGUCCCUCCACUGGAUACGCGGAAAUGCCCAUACGUAUCAAAUGGCCCAACGACGUUUACAUCCUCAAGCCUGAGUUUGUCGGCAAAACCGUUUCCCUCGACUCUGGAGACCCCUAUGCCAAGAUCUGCGGCACAAUGGUCAACGCCAACGUCAUCGGAACCGAUUACACGCUUGUAGUUGGCUGUGGGAUCAACGUUGCGAAUGCAGCGCCUACAACAUCGCUCAACAUCGUGCUUGAUGCGUUGAAUUCCGUACGGAUAGCUCGUGGGGAACUGCCGUUACCACCCUACGGAAUGGAAAGGUUGCUUGCUGGGUACAUGUUCCAGUUUGAGACGAUGUACCGCGAGUUUUUGCGCUUCGGGUUCCGUCCCUUCUUGGACUUGUACUACCAGCGGUGGUUGCACUCUGGGCACGUGGUGAACUUGGAGGAGCAUCGUGCGCGUGCACGUAUUACUGGUAUUAGUUCCGACUGGGGCAUGUUGCUUGCGGAGGAGGUGGACGAGGAAGGCCGUGCGACGGGUGUGCGGUUCGAGUUGCAGCCGGAUGGAAAUUCGUUCGACAUGUUCCGCGGGCUCAUUUCAAAGAAGAACCGUUAG
Messenger RNA from Babjeviella inositovora NRRL Y-12698, 2049 nucleotides. RefSeq names its product biotin--[acetyl-CoA-carboxylase] ligase. The transcript has a single exon. Bases 1 to 2049 code for a protein of 682 amino acids. Gene Ontology annotation, cellular component: cytoplasm. Gene Ontology annotation, biological process: protein modification process. Gene Ontology annotation, molecular function: biotin--[biotin carboxyl-carrier protein] ligase activity. Lineage: Eukaryota; Fungi; Ascomycota; Pichiomycetes; Serinales. The record is from RefSeq and is a predicted model, not a curated record.